AUGAGAUUAGUUGAAGAAGAAACAGUAUCGAUUAAAGCCGAAAUUGAAAAAAUUCAGAAAGAAAAUAGACAACAAAAAGGUUUACUUGAAAUUAAUAAAAAGCAAUUAGCGACUGUCGAGGCUGAAAGAGAAAAAUCAUUAGAGACCUUAAAAAAUUUUGAAAAAAGUAGUAAUAAUUCACCUGAUAUCGAUAAUGUUUUUGUUUCUACACCAUCAACAAUAACGCCAACUCCAUCAAAUAAUAAUUCCUCCGAUAUUUUUCAAUCAAUAUUUAAUGAACCGGAAAAAGAAUCUGCAGAUUUUUCUAAUGAACAAAAUGAAAAUAUAUUUCAACAACCUCCCAUUGAAAAUGGCGCAACUUCAACUGUUGAUCCAUUUAAUUCUAAUAAUUUUAAAAAGCCAACAUCAGACAAAUCUGCUUUUGAUUCUGCAUUUGCGACACUUGAAGCUACAAAUAAGACUGACGAUGAUCCAUUCUUAACUGACACUUUUAAUUCCGAGAAAUUUCCAUCGUUAGAGGAACUUGAAGGCUUAACAUUUGCAUUCGAAAAUGAUUUUAAAUUCGAAAAUGAUUUUAAUUCAGAUAAAAAAGAAAAUAAUUUGUUUACUGAUCCAAAAGACGAAACGUCCCAAAUCAAUAUCUUUCAAAAAUAA
This is a messenger RNA of Entrophospora sp. SA101, 654 nucleotides long. The record is from the annotation of a GenBank genome assembly. NCBI's taxonomy places the organism in Eukaryota, Fungi, Glomeromycota, Glomeromycetes, Entrophosporales, Entrophosporaceae.